Messenger RNA from Mytilinidion resinicola, 931 nucleotides. RefSeq lists its product as uncharacterized. The transcript has 4 exons. The record is from RefSeq and is a predicted model, not a curated record. Gene Ontology annotation, molecular function: hydrolase activity. Bases 98 to 862 code for a protein of 254 amino acids. Lineage: Eukaryota; Fungi; Ascomycota; Dothideomycetes; Mytilinidiales; Mytilinidiaceae.
AGUGUACAUAACCAACAGUGAAGGCUUGUAGAAAAUCCAUAGGAAACCCCAGCUUGACAGAUCGACCCUCAACCAACAUCUCACCUAAUUCUUCACCAUGACGGACGCCGUUCUCAACCCAGCAUGCUGUGCCAAACCCGCCGUCGUCACAGGCGAGUACACACCAAAGGGCACGUACGAAGACAUCGGGGGAUUCAAGACGUACAUCUCCGGCCCAAGCACCUCCACCGCCGCCCUAAUCCUCAUCCACGACAUCUUCGGCCCCGUCUCGCAGAUCAUCCAAGGCGCAGACCGCCUCGCAGCCUCAACCGGCCAACUGAUUCUAACCCCCGAUUUCUUCAACGGCAAGAGGCUCGCGAAGGAUUUGUUCCCGAUGGACACCGAUGAGAAGCAGGCAACAGUGGGGAAGUUUUUCGCCGAGGUGGCUGGCUUCGAAGAGGGCACCAAGUCCCUCCUCGCCGUCCGCAAUGCUGGCAGCGAGAAAUUUAGCUCCGUGACCGCGUGGGGCGCAUUUGGGCUCUGCUGGGGUGGAAAGGUGACUGCGUUGGCGAGUGCGGAGGGCAGUCUGUUUAAAGCGGCUGGGACGGCGCAUCCAGGUCGUCUCGCAAUCGACGAAGCACAUGGCAUCACAAUCCCCUACAUCUGUCUCUUCUCCAAAGACGAAGAUACCGACCUCGGCAGGGAAUACGGUAAGGUACUCAUGAGUAACCCGAAAGCAAAGGGCAGCGUGUUCGAGACGUAUGGGACUAUGCAUCAUGGGUGGAUGGGUGCGAAGGCGGAUCUGGAGAAUGAGGAGAAUGCGAAGGAGUACGUGAGGGGGUAUGAGCAGGCGUCGGAGUUCUUCAAAGCGUUGUUGGUGUGAAAGUGUCAGGGGGGAGUGUCGGUAGACAACUUGACGGUUAGACAAAUAUUAGAAGCGUGAGUAUAUGAG